Messenger RNA from Macadamia integrifolia, 1272 nucleotides. RefSeq names its product crossover junction endonuclease EME1B-like. The record is from RefSeq and is a predicted model, not a curated record. Gene Ontology annotation, molecular function: DNA binding; nuclease activity. Bases 16 to 786 code for a protein of 256 amino acids. Gene Ontology annotation, cellular component: Holliday junction resolvase complex; nucleus. Lineage: Eukaryota; Viridiplantae; Streptophyta; Magnoliopsida; Proteales; Proteaceae. The transcript is spliced from 6 exons. Gene Ontology annotation, biological process: DNA repair.
GAACACUAUUGAGAAAUGUUGUCAACUCUACAUGUGGACUUAUUGCAGCUUACCUCCAAGGGAUCAGAAGUUCCAUACGUGUUACUAGUUUAUGAAGCUGAUGAGUUCUGUAAUCUAGUCAUCAAUGAAUCUCUCAUGGAUCAAGUUUCUAGAGUGAAAGAUAUUUAUCCAUCUUACACAGUUUGCUACCUUACAAAUAAGUUAAUGGCCUAUAUCAAUAAAAGGGAUCAGGAAAAAUACAAGAACCCAUCAAAUGAUAAUGGUUGGAGAUGCCCACCAGUUGAAGAGGUGCUGUCAAAAUUAACCACUCAUUUUGUUAGGGUACAUUCAAGGCAAUGCAGAGAUGAAGCUGAAUUAGCUGAGCAUGUUGUUGGGUUGACAUGUGGCCUUGCCACUUGCCAAUUUAGAAAGAAGUUGACACGCCUAUCUGUAAAUGCCAAUGGUUCAUUCGUUUCCAAGGAUUUCAUUGAUAAGAACCUGAUAAAAAAGAAUGUUUGGUUAAAGUCAUUGGUUGCUAUCCCGAAAGUACAACCUAGGUUUGCUGUUGCCAUAUGGAAGAAAUAUCCAACUAUGAAAUCUCUUUUGAGUGUUUACAUGGAUCCAAAUAAAUCUGUGCAUGAAAAAGAAUUCCUGCUCAAGGACUUACCCUUGGAGGGGCUGUUAGGCAACGAAGAUAGGAGGCUGGGUGAGGUCUGUUCCAAGAGAGUUUACAGAAUACUCAUGGCUCAAAGUGGAAGCAUCAAAACUGAUGAUGUUGAAGAUGGUGCUGAUUUCUUUAGGUGCUGAUCAGUGGAAUGAUACAUAAUGUAAAUUCUUGAUUAUUAUUGCUGAGGUGGUGAAAAAAUACGGUGCUCACCAUUCUUAGAAUUGUUCAGUUAACAUCUUUGAUGUUCUUUGUAUCAUGUCUGUAUAUAUUUUUGGGAGAAGUCAACACCCACAAUCGUUAGUGAAUAUUGUACAGUUCCCGAGAUGCCAUGUGGUGGCAAUUGGUAUUUGAUAGACAUGAGUUGGUAUAUUUUGUGGAGAAUACCACAUCAGUCUCAUUAGUCAAGUUUCAGCCUAGGGCAAGUAUGCAGUAGAGGUUGAAGCAUGGUCUAGAGUCAUGUCAAAUUCCGCAAAUGCCACUAACUUCUAAUAUGUAACAAUGUAGGUCAUUGACAUAUUUGUAUUUUUCACUUCGGAUAUGGUUUUAACCAAUUCGGUAAAAAAAAAUUUGUAUUCAAGUGGAUGGGUUCCUUCACAAUAGGGACCCACCCAAUGUUUGACAGGACA